AUGGAAGACGUUAAGGACUUGGACACUUCUACCACAACUGAUUUUACCGAUGUAGAUUCAGCAGCAUCGAUUGACAGAGACGAGAACCCUUUAUGGAGUGAAGUAUUUAUUAACCAAGCAUCAACAAAUGAAACUAUCCCUGAAUAUUGCUGUGAGAUUUGUGGGAAAACAUUCAAUUCAGAACAGGAUUUCUUCACACAUAAAGACGCACACAAUAAGGAAAAACCAUUCUAUUGUGAAAUAUGUGGGAAAUAUUUUGCAUAUAACAGUUAUUUUAUAAGCCAUCAAAGAAUCCACACUGGAGAGAAGCCGUAUCAUUGCGAAAUAUGUGAGAAAUCUUUCACUCAGAAUUCUCAUCUUGUUAUCCACAUACGUAGUCAUACAGGGGAGAAACUAUUUCAUUGUGAGAUAUGUAAUAAAUCAUUUGUCUCCAACAGUAAUUUAACAAAACAUAGGAGAAUACACACCGGAGAAAAACCGUAUCAUUGUGAAAUAUGCUUCAACCAUUCUGGAUUAAAACCAUAUCACUGUGAAGUGUGUGGGAAAUCUUUUGUGGAUAAUAGUAAUCUAAACAGACACAGACAAACACACGCUAAAGAAAAACUGUUCAACUGUAAAACUGUGGUAGAGACUAAGCCUUUUAACUCUGAAACUUCGGUAGAAGCCAAGCCUUUUAUCUCUGAGACUUUGGUAGAGGCUAAGCCUUUAAACUGUGAAACUUCAGUAGAGACUAAGCCUUUUAGCCAUGAAACUUCAGAAGAGGCUAAACCUUUUAACCGUGAAACUUCGGUAGAAGCUAAGCCUUUAAACUGUGAAACUUCUGUUGAAGCCAAGGCUUUUAACUGUGAAUCUUCGGUAGAGGCUGUCUAA
Messenger RNA from Octopus bimaculoides (California two-spot octopus), 870 nucleotides. RefSeq names its product zinc finger protein 723-like. NCBI's taxonomy places the organism in Eukaryota, Metazoa, Mollusca, Cephalopoda, Octopoda, Octopodidae. The record is from RefSeq and is a predicted model, not a curated record.